Molecule: messenger RNA, 765 nt
Organism: Ceratina calcarata
Lineage: Eukaryota; Metazoa; Arthropoda; Insecta; Hymenoptera; Apidae
Product: ras-related protein Rab-28
Exons: 6
Coding region: 1-765 (254 amino acids)
Molecular function (GO): GTP binding; GTPase activity
Source: RefSeq, a predicted model, not a curated record
AUGUCUGACAUCGAGGAAGAUCUGACCACAAAGAAGCUGAAGAUUGUCCUAGUUGGUGAUUCCGGGUCCGGCAAAACGAGCAUCGCUCAAAAGUUUUGCAACAACGAAUUUACGAGGCAGUACACGCCAACGUCUGGGAUCGACUUCUUCCUGAAGAACGUCAGUGUUGGCUAUUAUAAAAACGUUAAUUUACAUUUAUGGGACGUCGGCGGUCUCGCGUUACAUGGGAAUAUGUUGGACAAAUACGUGUUCGACGCACACAUUAUCCUUUUAGUCUACGACGUUACGAACAGCUUCAGCUUUGAAGUUUUAGAGGAAUGGAUAGAUAAAAUUAGGAAAUUGAACGAGAACUAUGAUGAGUCACCUUUGAUGGCUGUUGUUGGAAACAAGUGUGACAUGGAGCAUCAGAGGUCGGUGAAAAGGGAUCGAACACACAAAUUCGCUGCGGAUAAUGGAUUUCCAACGCAUGAUGUUUCUGCGAGAACUGGAGAAGCGGUGUCACUGUGUAUAGUGACCUUGGCCGCACAAAUCUUGGGCGUUCGAUUGACAAAGACGGAUCAAGAUUAUCACAAACCGAUAAUAAUCGCGGAAAUAGGCGACACGGUCGAUAUGAAUAUGAUUCAUAAAGUUGUAAAGAGGAUUCCUGCCAAAAGCUUUAAGAAUGAGAUAAACGGGAAAACGCACAUUGGAAGCAUCGAAAGGAAUCCAGUAAGAAUUUCCGACGACAACGAUUUUUAUAAUCAACACAAUAGUACUCAACUUUGA